AUGCUCGGUCUACAGUUCGCACAGAGUCCAUACGUUCGUCAGUGUUCGAUAGAGGCAUGGCUACCAGAGUACCUUCAAGUUGGCAAUGUUGGGAAGUUCAAAGAAGCGGAGUGUGAUUGUGAAAGAUUCCAUGCUCACUCGAGGUACGCCUCGCCGCCACCGUCAGAUGGGGAAACUCAGUUUUGGAUCCAUACUCAAAAUACUGGAUGUGAAAAACAGAUUCACUCACGAAUUUCCACGGACUCACAGUACUUGGGAGCAGCGUCGAUGGGUGUGGUCCUUGUUGAGAUUAUCGCAAGCUUUCUGGCAGGAUAUCGAGCGUACAACUUUGCACAUCCGGACGAUGACCAAUAG
Necator americanus (New World hookworm) is the source of this 354-nucleotide messenger RNA. RefSeq lists its product as uncharacterized. Gene Ontology annotation, cellular component: membrane. The coding region runs from base 1 to 354 and encodes 117 amino acids. The record is from RefSeq and is a predicted model, not a curated record. The transcript is spliced from 4 exons. Lineage: Eukaryota; Metazoa; Nematoda; Chromadorea; Rhabditida; Ancylostomatidae.